Symbiodinium pilosum is the source of this 444-nucleotide messenger RNA. The record is from the annotation of a GenBank genome assembly. Lineage: Eukaryota; Dinophyceae; Suessiales; Symbiodiniaceae.
AUGUACAAGGUCCUGGCGCUCUUCUCCUUGUUCUUCCUUGUGUGCCAGGCAGUACGUCCCGGCACUGCAGCGGGUCAGAACCAGUCUGACACCACGGACUGCAUCUGGGGAAUGGGCAAGUGCUGCACCCCGAAGUGCGAUGGCAAGCACAUUUGGAAGGAUGAUGACGGGGACAAAACGUUGGUUUACUCUGGCUGCAAGAUUGUGGAGGGCGAGUACACGCUUGAAGUGAAGGGCACGCAGCGCAUGGUCAAGUCAAGCAGUGUCCAGACCGUUCUGGCCACAGGCUGGCAGUUGCCUGAAAGCAAGUACGCCUGCAUUGAGACCUGUGACAUCACCUACAAGCAUAAGGCGGACCAGGUCCAAGUGUUUCGCGCAGGUGGCGAUGAAGGAAAACCGCCGGUGUGCGGCUUCUCGCACCUGAAGCGCGAUUACAUCUGGUGA